Thlaspi arvense is the source of this 2996-nucleotide messenger RNA. Lineage: Eukaryota; Viridiplantae; Streptophyta; Magnoliopsida; Brassicales; Brassicaceae. The record is from the annotation of a GenBank genome assembly.
UACCCAAAUCCAUAAAUCCAAAAGCCCAGAAUAGCCGAUAUCCACAAUCAGACCGGGUCGGGCCAGAUCUAGCGGCCUGAGUCCCGUAUUCAGAUCUAAGCACACACCGUAUAAGUACCUCGCCGGAAGCGUGUCGCCGAUCACGCGCAAUCUUCUGAAAUCCGCCUCUGUUUCUCUCUCUCUCUCUCUCUCUCUCUCUCUCUCUCUCUCUCUCUCACCUAAUUUUAAUCAGAUUGCUUUCAAUGGUUAAUCAAUCCGUGAAGUAACUCAAGCCAAAGUUUGCUUCAUUUACACUUCAAAUCUCCUCCUCAACAACAAGCACUCUCCGCCAUUUUGUGUUAUACAUACGGAACCGUCCCCUUUCUCUUUAGGGCGUAGAGAGGGCUCGUCUCGUCGACAAUGCUAGAAUGGCUCAAUAUAGGCAAUCGGGAACAGAGAGAUUCAGCGGUCGCGUCGGCGGUUAUCCUCACUAUGCCAACAACGGCGGCGCAGGGUCUUCUUCUUCUGAUCACGUAGCGAUCGGGAUCCGAAACGGCGUCGGAGGAGCUGUAGGAGGAGGAGGAGCGACUCAGCAUGGGAAGGCUAACAGGUGGAGGCGAUCCGUACGACCUGACAGGAUCCGUCGCCUUGGAAUCGGCACUGUCGUCUUUGUUCUCUGCCUUGUGCUCGUUGUCACUGUUCUAGCUUACUAUUACAUCUCUGGUUUUACCAAUGGCUACGAUGAUAAAGGAUUUGAUACUUACGACGGUGAUUUUCUGACGAAUGUGACGAGAAUUGACCCUGCAAAGGUGCUUGAGUUUGGUCAUGGUUCAGUGGUUCAUGGACGAGACUCGAGAUAUUGGGAUAAGGAUGAUAGAAGACGGGAUGAUGAUUAUAAUGAAGAUGAAUCUGAGCAUAAAUCUGUUGAUGUGGACAGGUCAGUGGCUGAAGUGAGAAAGGUUCCUGUGAAGGGUUUAGAUUGGAAGGGGAUUGGUUUAUACAAUGAAGCUGGAAGGAAUGAAUUGAAGAAGUAUGAAGCAGAGUAUCAAGCUUCGCUUGUGAAAGGUGGUGAAUUAUCUAAGAAAAACGUUGGGGGUCAUGAGGCAGCUGAAAUAGACCCUGAGGAAGAUGAUGCAAUUGAUUCUCAUGAUAGUCAAGGGGAUGAAUACGUUGAUUCUGGGCAUGAUGAGGAUGAAAAUGAAGAGAUACACAAAGAGAAGCCUACGGAGGUUCUUCAUUCCAUGACCAAGCAGGAGAAUGCGGAGAAGGAUGAUGGAGCUACUUCAAAAAGGUCACUUGGGGAUUCUUCUCUUGUUAGUAAGGGUGGUAAGUCCGGGAAAACAUCACGAUCUGAUACAAAAAGAAGAGGCCGAGGACGCAGAUCUUCAGGUGCAUCGUGUGAGAUGAAGCUAUUGAAUUCUAGUCAACCAAUAGUGGAGCCCUUGAAUACUCGAAAAUCUGCAAGGUUCUCCUUACAGUACAUAGAGAGCGAAGAUAAACCUGAUGGAGAAGAACAGUGGGAGCCUAGGUUUGCAGGUCAUCAGAGUUUAGAGGAGCGAGAAGAUUCCUUCUUGGUUCAAGACAAGAAAAUUCAUUGUGGCUUUGUCAAAGCCCCCAAAGGAUCUCCAAGCACUGGGUUUGACCUGACGGAAGAUGAUACUAAUUAUAUCAGUAGAUGCCACAUCGCUGUGGUCUCAUGCAUAUUUGGCAAUUCUGAUCGCUUGAGGCCUCCUGCCAAUAAAAUGAUAAGUCGGUUAUCAAGAAAAAAUGUUUGCUUCAUUGUCUUCGUGGACGAGAUUACCAUGCAAACACUUUCUGCGGAAGGCCAUGCUCCAGACAGAGCAGGAUUCAUUGGUUUGUGGAAGCUGGUUGUCGUGAAUAAUCUUCCUUACGCAGAUAUGAGGAGGUUAGAAAACAGAUCAGAUGUUGAAUUGUGGGUUCUCUGGACAUAUGCAUCUGAAUGCGAUAUGCAAUACCUGCUGAAAAGCUUCUCAAGUCAGAUAAAAUCUGUAUCAACAGACACAGAAACUCAUCUGCUGUUGAUUUUUCCAGGUCACGAGUAUGCUAUAUCCAAUCACUAUGACCGCCAUUGUUUAUGGGAAGAGGUUGCCCAAAACAAGAAGCUGAACAAGUACAACCAUACUGUUAUUGAUCAACAGUUUGAGUUUUACAAGGCUGAUGGGUUGACCAGAUUCAACGCUUCAGACCCGUUCAAGCUUCUUCCUAGCAAUGUUCCAGAGGGGUCUUUCAUAGUACGGGCACAUACUCCCAUGUCGAACCUGUUCUCCUGUCUUUGGUUCAACGAAGUGGAACGCUUCACUCCCCGUGACCAGCUUAGCUUUGCAUAUACUUACCAGAAACUAAGAAGGAUGAAUCCUGACAAACCAUUUAAUCUUCACAUGUUCAAGGACUGUGAGAGAAGAAAGAUUGCAAAGUUGUUCCGUCACAGAUCAGAGGAGAAGCGAAACCUUAUACAAGCAGCACUACAACAAUAAACGACCUGAGCUUUUUUAUCCUGUCCUGUAUAUUACUUGGAAGAAAAGCCACGUUUGUUUCUUUUGCUCCCGAUGGCUUAAAAACUGCUUACGUUGCACCGAGUUCUGUUGCUUGUGGCGAAAACCAGAGGAGGUAUACGAAAACAAUGUGAGGGUUAUUUGUAGAUGUAGGCGGCGUUAAGAGUUGAAACUUUUGAGGAGAAGAAGAAGAAGAGCUUUGAUUCGGGAUUAGAUUUAUGACAAAGGGUCCUUGAUUUUUAUUCAAUUCAUUGCUUUGUUAUUGUCUGUAUCACUAUCAUGCAAACCAGUAUAUGACUUAAAAGAGAUGCUACAUUACAUUGAUUAUAUUUUCUCUUUCGGAACCAAAAAAAUAAAGGAGCCAAGGCGAACGCAGGAGAUCCCGAAUUUUGGAUUUCUUCAGAUUUCAUUUGGUUAGUUUUUCUUAUUGGGCAAUGUCAAAUGAGUAUUAAUAAGAUUUAGUUCACUUUACGAGCAGGGUAAUUUUUUUUUAAUUUAUUAAAU